Messenger RNA from Penicillium soppii, 3039 nucleotides. RefSeq lists its product as uncharacterized. Lineage: Eukaryota; Fungi; Ascomycota; Eurotiomycetes; Eurotiales; Aspergillaceae. Gene Ontology annotation, biological process: siderophore biosynthetic process. The coding region runs from base 1 to 3039 and encodes 1012 amino acids. The transcript has 4 exons. The record is from RefSeq and is a predicted model, not a curated record.
AUGGCUGAGACAACUAAGCGCCUUCUUGCACAGCUUGUAAACGAAGGCCUGGUGAGCAUUCACCUAGUGCCACCACCACCUCCAUUGCAACUAUGGUCUUGCGUAUUGACAGCAACAAAUAACAAUGCGACACGAAAAGCUCAAGCGGAUCUAGUUUUCUUCACAAGUCCUCUCAGUCGUCACCAUUGGCGACCAAACGAUUUCAAAGUUCCCCUCUUUUUGAAUGGUGCAGACCAAGGGGUUGAAGAAAGUGAUCCUGGGUCUGUGUUUGAAUUUUUUGCUCCAGGGUUUGCUUGUGAUGAGUCAAUAAAGAAUGCAAUUUCGCGCGAACUGCGCAAUUGCGCUGCCAUGUCAAAACAGUUCCAUCGGACGUGCUUUGCCGAUGAGUUGGUCGAACCAGUAGGGCCAGAGGAUCUACCUGAUUUACUCAAUCCGGGUAUCUCCCUUGUAGUCCUUCCACGGUCUUCAACCCAUAUAUAUGGACCAUUCGAGGAGCUAACUCAGUCUUUGGUGAAGGCCUUGGGGGUGGCUCCUUUAGCCUCUAAUGAGUUGGUUAUAGUUCCUUGUCUUUCCCGACACCUACCAGCGCUACUCCAUUACUUCCCAGAGGCAGAGAAUGUCAAGUCCAUACCCAAUGCCGCGAAGGCCCAUGCUGCUAUUCGAACAGUUUCCAUCCCUGGUUUUGAAUUUGACGUGAAAUUCUCUCUUGCGUGUCAGAUUACCUCCGCGCUACGAGUUCUGCCGUGUUGGUCUGCAGCUGCAGCUCCCGGGAUGACUGCCUUUAUGAGGAUGAUUCUCCCAAGGGACCUAUGGCUGUUCGGAGAGGUAGCCGCAGUGACUGGAAGUCAGGAAGACAAGAGUCAAGCUCGCCACCUGACAUGUAUCUUGCGAGAGAAUCUGGAGGGAAAAGCAGAAAAAAAUGACGAGGCAUUAGUCUUGGUCUCUGCACUAAUGGAGAAACCACUGGGUGGACAGCAGACGUACGCAGAAAUUCUGUUUGACCUGAAAACCACAACCGAAAAGAAAACAUGGUUUGCGAGCUAUGCCAAAUGCCUUUUGAGCCUGGGGUUGGACCCGUUACUCCGUCAUAGCGUUGGAUGCGAGCUGCAUGCCCAAAACACCGUCGCUCGAAUUUGUCGCAAGUCGAAGGCGAUCAAAGGUUUUGCGCUCCGAGACCUGGCUGGAGUGAAACUUCAUAGACCAACACUAAAGAAGCAGGGCUUUGAUGUAGAGAUUGCUGGAUUGGGGACGGAUAAUCUCGGUGAGGUGUGGAACAGGGUGCAUCAUGCACUUCUGCAGAACAAUGUUGGGUACAUGCUAUAUGCACUGGGUCUGGAAGGCGCAGAAGAUGGAUGGGCAAUCGUCCGAUCGACGCUCUCUGAGAUCCUUGAAAGAGAUGAAAAUCCAAUUGGGAGGGAGAUGUAUCGCUACUUUACCAAAAGCACGAUGCCUUUCAAAAGUUUCUUGGGAAUGAGGAUGGGUGCCUCAUUCAAGAGCUCAAUGGCGGUUGUCGAAAAAGAGAUACCUAGUGUUCUCGCCAAACGAUCUCCUUGGUUGCUCCAAAUCUCCUUGCCUAACACAAAGGAUCCGCAACACCCGGUUUUGCCAGAGCAAAUUCAUCCCGAAACUCGCCUUCGACAACAUGAGGCACUGCAAGAGAGAUUGGCGGAGUCUGUUCGUCCAUAUGGCGCAAUUCCUGGGCCUGCGAAAAGACUCAAUCCCCACCCAGUAUUUCUACCACGGCAGUUUAUGAAAGAACUGGAGACUUUCAAUGAAGCUUUGGCCAUUGCUGUGAGUAAUAUCAUCGAAAGAUGGUGGAUAGACAAGGACGCCGAUUUACCCAGUCGAAUGCCAUUGGAACCCCAUGUCGAGGAACUCUUGCAGUGGGUAGAUAAAGCAACUGCAGAUGGGAUCAUGCCACGUUACCAAGGCCACCAAGGCAAUUUACGUCCAGACAUCUUGCUCCCAGUCACAGAGCGUGAGAUCCCAGAAUUUCGCGUUUGUGAAAUCAACGGCCGCUUCCCUAUCAGUUUUCUCCACUACGUCGCAACGGCUUACGAGGCACUAGCCGGGGGAACAUGGAGUCCUCCCUCGAUCGAACCAGCCACCAAACAUAAUGUGCUCCUAGGGAGCCUGUUCGAAUUGUUUGGCUCAGAUGGCCCUGUCCACUUUGUCAAGGAGAGCCAAAACUUCCCAUCCGACAGCCCUCUUUUUGGUAUUAUGGAAGAGCGAACCGGGGCCAGGCCACGAACCGUCAGACCAAGUGAUCUUCGCCUUGUACCCAGUGCCAGCAGUCAAACCGGGUUCAACCUAUACUGUGUCUGGGGCGCCGAUCCCACGAUCAAAACUCCCCCCAGCUCCCUGCUGGAGGUGGAUGGCGAGAUGCUGGAGCCAGUGCAUCAGGUAGGCCUACAGCUAUACGACUUCGAGCUCUUCUCUCUAUCCCCCGAAAUGACACGACACAUAGCCGCGUGCUGCAGAAAUGACCCGCGGAGCGUGUUCAUCGCGCACGAUAAACGCAUCCUAGGCAUCAUCCUGCAGGAGCUCGACAGCCUCGUAGGAACGCAGCGGGUAUUGUCGCCUGCACAAGCGCAGACCCUGCGUGAACACAUCAUCCCCACCAUUCUCCCUGGCACAGCUGAUUUCAGAGUCCUCCUUCACCAGACCCAUACCAAGGCCGAUGUCAAAGACCAGUACAUCCUCAAGCCCACGCGAGACGCACGCGGGGCAGGAAUCAUGCUGGGAAAAGACUUGUCUACCGAGCACUGGCGGUCGAUCCUCACCUCCCUCGAUAGCCAGGACAUCUCUUCAUCGACCCGGUAUAUGUUGCAGCCUCUGCUGGAACUGCGCUCGUUUGACUGGUUCUGGGACGAGGAGCGCCAAGUCCGCAAGAGUCGCAGCGUCGGCACGUACUAUUCUAUGAAUGGACGUUUUGUGGGAUUAGGGAUGUGGAGAACGGGGGCAGUCUCGGAGGAUGUGAUUUCUGCUUCCACGAAGGAUGUCACAGCUGUUUUGAGCGUUGUUGCUGUUGAUCAAUGA